CGGGGAGCGGAGUGAGGAGACAGUGGGGGAGGGUCACGUGUGUACACACUGUAGAGCUCAGCAGCACUCCAGCAGUAGUAAUGCCUGUAACGGUCGGCCCCUUUUCAGAUCCAGCCUCGUCCGAAAAGUUGAUAGAUGCGGAGCGAAACAACUGAAAUCCACUAAAACGUGUUUUUUUUUCCCUCCCGCUGUUUUAGUUUUCACGAGCGCAAGUCUUUUUUUUUAUACCCAAAUGAAACGACUGAGAAAUGAGAGUGGAAAUGCUACAUCAAAACCCAAUGCCUCCAUAGGGUUGUCACCGAUCCAAGCCUAUACGUUUGUGUCGACCUGUUGAGAGUGCUUGAUCCGUGUCAGAGCCCAGCGAUGUGGAUCUGCAUGGUUUACAAUGAGACGGACACCAGCGUGGACUUCCGGCUCUGCCGGGACUUUGGCCUCAUCCUCUCAAUCCUCUCCCUCAUCUACCUCCUGGUGUGUUUCCCACUGGGCCUGUGCUACAAUGUGCUGCUGGUCGUGGUCAACCUCUCAAACAAGGUGUCCAUGACCAUGCCUGAUGUCUAUUUUGUCAACAUGGCCAUUGCGGGUCUCGUGCUCAACCUGGUGGCGCCUGUGGAGCUGCUGAGCUCCACCUUCACCCGCUGGCAUGUGUGGGAGUAUAACAAUGAGGUUUACAUCACCCUACUCAUCCUCUUCAACAUCUCAUCUCUGGUUAUCAUGUAUUCCACCACGCUGCUCAGUCUGGACUACUACAUAGAGCGCGCGCUGCCUCGCACGUACAUGUCGAGUGUGUAUAACACCAAACACGUGUGCGGGUUUAUCUGGGGCGGCGCAGUGCUCACGAGCUUCUCCUCGCUGCUCUUCUAUGUGUGUAACCACAUCUCCACCAAGAUGGUCGAAUGCUCCAAAAUGCAGAACAAGGAGGCAGCGGACUCGAUCAUGAUGUUCAUCGGCUACGUGGUGCCCGCCCUGGCUGUGCUUUACGCUUUUGUGCUCAUUCUGCGCAUCAGGAAGGAAUCUACACCAUUGGAUCAGGACUCUGCUCGCUUGGACCCUUCCAUACACAGGUUGCUGCUAGCUUCAGUCUGUGUGCAGUUCGUACUGUGGACUCCGUACUACAUGACUCUUUUAGUACAUACUGUAGUUGUUGCACCAGGAUACAUUAGCAGUGCACGUUACUUACCUACCUAUUAUUUCUUGAGAUGCGUAUCUAAACUGUUGGCAUUCUCCAGCAGCUUUGCAAUGCCUCUUAUGUACAGGCAGAUGAACAAAAACUUCUCCAACAAGCUCCAGCGGCUGCUCAGGAGGCUGCAUUGCAGAGACCAGUCCUGCCCUCGUGAACGCUCAACAGUACAGCAAGUGGUGACGUGAGAUCCCCCACCUCCCUUGCUUGCAUUUCCCACUUCUCGGCCUAGCCAGCACUUAUCUCCCCUCUAUAGCGCCAGUAUCUGACGGGGGUCUCUCACAACCCCGGACUGUUUUGAGAGCAACGUAGCUAACUCUGGAAUUUCCUGUCACCUUCCCGGAUUUUAAUCUGAUCUAUCUAGUUCUGCAAUGAAGGUACAAUGCAAACAAAAACCACUAAGUGCUGUUUUUUUGUUUGUUUGUGUGUUAAUUUUUUUUAAUACAUUUCUCCACCAAGAAGCUCAGGCUUCUAGUUUAAGGGUAGUAAAUUGGGAACAAUCAUCCAAUAACUACUGAGGACAGAGUUUCACAACAAAAAAUCCAGUUUUUCCGCGUCCUCCUUUGGGAGUGGGUGUGGUUUUUGUGCCUACAUUUCACCUCUAACACACAAGCAGAUCCAAUAAGCUAUAAAAAUUUAAUUAUCAAAUGCAGCCAAGUUACUUAGUUUUUUAACAGAACCCUCUCCACCCCUGCAAUGAUGGUGGCUGGUAUACCCAUAAGCAACCGCCACUAAUGAACGGUGUGCGUGCCAGUGGAAAUCAUUGUUUACCGCCCUCAAACUAUAAGCCUCGGCCAUUUCUUUUAUUUGAACUCAGUUUUCCUUCUGCUUUAAUUUGUUUUGAUUAUCAGAUUAAAUAAUCUUCACAUGUUGAAGGUGGAGUACAAUAUUAAGUGUGUCUUGGAUGCACACCAGUACUACCCUGUGGCUAGAACCAAGUACUGAUAUUAAGAUAUGUUCCCAUUUUAAUUUUAAAGAUUGUAUUCUGAAGUUUUGAUCCACUCAAACAUACAAAGAGAUUAUUUUUACAUUUGUCAAGCUCCACUAUAUAUAUACAGACACACACACACACACAUCUACACCACUUUGAAAUCACACAGAACUAAAUGGAACACUCACGUAAAGCUUGUAUUCAGGGUUCAGACAUAACCGGUAUACCUCGUGUGAUCUCUGCUGAUUAUAACCUUACCUGAUAACCACAAACAGUUUGAAAUCCACUCAUUAAGCUGAGCUGACAGCCAGUGUUCUGUUAACUUUUGAUCUAUUUCUGCAGGAAUUAUACACCCAGAGACUCACUUAGGGUCAGUGAAGCCCACACAGGGUCACAGAAAGAGCCCUGAGGGGUUGUCAUGCACAGGCCACAAGACUCAUGACUGGCUGUGAGGUUUUUGCACACUAACAGUAUCAAAAACCUUCUUAAACAUAUGAAAAGCCCACUUGAUAAGCACCUGGAAGCAGUGUGUACGAUACAGAAGAGUUUGAACUGUAAUGCUGCUCACAUGCAUUAAGGUAAUAUGCACAUUAUUAUCAAAGCUGCUUUGCUUCCUUGCCUGCCAUGGUAAACGGUGAACAGAACAAUCUGAUGGCGAUAAAUCCCAGCUAUCAGAACUAAAAACACGUUCUAGCAUUCGGUCUGCUGCUUCACUGCAUUAGUUUGCAUAUUGAAUUAAAGGGCCAGUUUGUUAAUCAGCCUGUGAAAUGAUACACCAGCAAGGUGGGGCGUCCACUCGAAGUUAAAUGGAGACGGGCGCGCUCUGAUAUGAAUCGUAUGUUUGUAUUCAGUUUUAAUUUACACCUUCAAGCACACAUUAACUCUGUUAAUGACCCAAAGCUGAGCUGAAAUGUUUGAAGUAUUUGGGCGAGUGCGCUUUUGCUGUAAAAUGUGAAGGAAUGCCAGAUGUACUAACAGGUUUGACCCUUUUUUUGCUGUCAAGAUUAUAACAAAGUCACGUACACACUCUCUCUAUUUUUCCAAGCAUUUCAUGCGCUGCCCUCAUUACAUGCAUAUGGAUUCGGUCAGUGGGAAAUAGUAUUCAACUAAAACGCAUUAUGUGCUGCCCCACAAAAUCCUUGAAUGGAUGGUUUUUGGCACAGUUAAUCAUUAUUUGCACUCAGUUCAGUGUCCUAAUGUGAACUGAGCAUUUAGGAAUGAAGAGCAAACACUGGACUGAAUUUCUAAAAGUCCUUUUUUUUUGUUAAACGUAGCAUAGAAAUUGUAUUUUCUAUGCUACGUUUUGUAAUUAUAAGUUCAUUCCUCCGAAAAACAUACUUAUAUUGAACAGGCACAACUUGUAUGUGCUUAUGCAGUUCAUGUGAUAUACUAUCAACUGCAUGUGAGUGUUAUGAAAAGAUAUCCAAACAGAGGGUGCUCAUAAUUAAUCUUGUUUAGCAUAAGACCUGAAGCUGCACCAAACGACACUAAGAGAAUGACAAUCAUGUAGAGAUUCCAGUAGCUAAAUAACUGCACUGUUUUGCUUCAAAAUACCAUCAAGUUUUUCUGAAUUGCUUGAAGAUGAUGUGUGCAUGUGCUGCCCAACUUUGCCUGAUCAGUUUUCUUUAACCACUGCUGUAAUUUCAUCCAUUAGUCUGGGUUUUUUUUUAAUGUUUUUUAACUAUCCAACCCCAAUUCCUUGGCAGAAUUAAUGAUCAGCGGUCACUACAUGGAGUGAUUGCGUGAUGUUCACAACUAGAAACUAAAGCGUGAUCAAAGCUCGAAUCACACCUAACUCAGAUGGCUGCUCGUGUCUGAGAAUGGUUUAUUAUUUCAGAGGCAGCCAAAACCUCACGUCAGCGCAAAGAAACAGCCCUAAGAGUUCUUGUAUGUUGAACAAGUACAGAUACAUUUUAGUUAUUUGAACAACCAAACCUCAAACAUCCAGAUGAAUCCACAUUCAGAUGUUAUGCUUUUGUGACUGUGUAUACAAGUGUAUAUGUAUAGUACAAAAUGAUUUGUAUAUAUUGUAUGUAAAAGUCUUGCAGGAGGACACCGUGCUCUUUGAAAAAAUACAGUAUUAUUUUCUGAGAGAUAUAUUUAGAUUCUGUAAGUACUCUACUGUCGGCUGAGUCAAAGACUGAUUAAACAAUAAACUAACAUGGAUAUAACCGCUCCUUCCUGUCUCAGUGAAAUCUUACCAUUCGUACGGUCAUGUGAACAAUGCUUCUGUUUGUCAGAUGUUUGUAUUAUUUUUAAAUAGUGAACAUGUUUGUGUUUUGAAUCCAUAGAUCUGAGCUUACGUGGAUGUUAGCUAAGUUACAGUCAUGUUGAGAUGUUGGUUAUUGGUGGACUGGUGGUGCAUAUGCAUGUGAGCUGUUCAUUAGUGACACUAAUCUCAGUAGUACCCCUGAUUAGAUGAUGGGAUGAGUGAAUCAGCUCUGAUGUAGGCAUUUAUAUACUCACUGGCCACUUUAUUAAUUACACUGUGCUUGUACCA
Messenger RNA from Pelmatolapia mariae (spotted tilapia), 4608 nucleotides. It is a transcript of the gene gpr146, whose product is annotated as G protein-coupled receptor 146. The coding region runs from base 364 to 1365 and encodes 333 amino acids. The record is from RefSeq and is a predicted model, not a curated record. The transcript has 2 exons. Gene Ontology annotation, cellular component: membrane. NCBI's taxonomy places the organism in Eukaryota, Metazoa, Chordata, Actinopteri, Cichliformes, Cichlidae. Gene Ontology annotation, molecular function: G protein-coupled receptor activity. Gene Ontology annotation, biological process: G protein-coupled receptor signaling pathway.